AGUUCCAACCCCGGGAUCGCCGCGGAGCCCGCGCAGAGUCUGCAGAAGUGCACGGCUUUAUCGACAGCACUAGAAGCAUGGAGUCUCUUCGCGAGUGCAGUGAUAUGGGCUACCGCAGCCUGGCAGUCGGCGAGGACAUAGAGGAAGUGAAUGAUGAGAAACUUACCGUGACCUCGCUGAUGGCAAGGGGAGGAGAGGACGAGGAGAAUGCACGGUCCGAACCUGAGUACGGAGCAGAAGCAGAAAACAACGUUGGCACGGUGGGGUUCGUCCCCUCGGACGACCAAGACCGUGAGGGUGGCGGUGGCCACGAGCCGGAGCAACAGCAGGAGGAGCCGCCCCUGCCCGAGCCGGAGCAACAGCAGGAGGAGCCGCCCCUGCUCGAGCCGAAGCAAGAGCAGGAGGAGCCGCCCCAGGCAACCGUGGAAGGGCCACAGCCGGCGGAGGGGCCACAAACCGCUGAGGGGCCACAGCCCCCAGAGAGGAAACGCCGCCGCCGCACCGCGUUCACCCAGUUUCAGCUGCAGGAGCUGGAGAACUUUUUCGAUGAAGCUCAAUACCCCGACGUUGUGGCGCGAGAAAGACUUGCAGCACGCCUGAAUUUGACUGAAGACAGAGUGCAGGUUUGGUUUCAGAACAGAAGAGCCAAGUGGAAACGAAAUCAGAGGGUGCUCAUGUUGAGAAACAUUGCUGCCGCCGCCCUGGCCCGCCCUGCGGAGGUGUUCUUGGGUGGCCCCUAUAAUGCCACUCCUUCUCUGGAUCCUGCUUUGUGUGUUCAUCUGGCGCCACAACUACCAAGACCACCUAUGCCACCCAGGCCACCCAUGGUCCCUAUGCAACCCAGGCCACCCAUGGCACCUGUGCCACCCAGGCCACCCGUGGUCCCUAUGCAACCCAGGCCACCCAUGGUGCGUAUGCCACCCAGGCCACCCAUGGCACCUGUGCCACCCGGGCCACGCAUGGUGCCUAUGCCACCCAGGCCACCCAUGGCACCUGUGCCACCCAGGCCACCUAUGGCACCUAUGCCACCCAGGCCACUUGUGCCUCGUAUUGGCCUGGCUCCUGUACGCAUCACAUGGGCCCCUGUCAUCAAUAGUUAUUAUGCAGGUCCCUUUUUCUAAAGUAAGGUCUUCAUGACAGUUUUUCCAAAGUUCUUUCCUGCCAGAUAGAAAUUGUGCACAGCACAGCAUCAAGUAAUUCGUUAGAUACUUGUUAAAUGAAAUGGAUAGAUGAACAAAGUUGACGAAUGCCCUGUUAUUUUUGUAGGCCACAUGUUAGUAUUUUCAAUAAAGAUGUGACUU
Cercocebus atys (sooty mangabey) is the source of this 1301-nucleotide messenger RNA. RefSeq names its product ESX homeobox 1 (gene ESX1). Bases 78 to 1121 code for a protein of 347 amino acids. The record is from RefSeq and is a predicted model, not a curated record. The transcript has 4 exons. Gene Ontology annotation, biological process: regulation of transcription by RNA polymerase II. NCBI's taxonomy places the organism in Eukaryota, Metazoa, Chordata, Mammalia, Primates, Cercopithecidae. Gene Ontology annotation, molecular function: DNA-binding transcription factor activity, RNA polymerase II-specific; RNA polymerase II transcription regulatory region sequence-specific DNA binding.